This is a messenger RNA of Schistosoma mattheei, 2383 nucleotides long. The record is from the annotation of a GenBank genome assembly. Lineage: Eukaryota; Metazoa; Platyhelminthes; Trematoda; Strigeidida; Schistosomatidae.
AUGCUUAUGAUUGGCGUUGAAGCUGAUCAUUUGGGAAAGAAACUUCCACCAUUCUCUUCAUCAUCAUCUUCAUCAUUGGAAUUCAAUAAAAUUUUACAAACAUCUAAAGGUUUUGCUAAUGUAUUAACCGAUACAUAUCUGGAUCAAUUAGUUGAUAAAAUUUUAUCAAUUCGUCAAGAAUAUCCAAAUUUAUUGAAUAAUGAUAAAACAUUGGAAACAAUUCAAUCUGCACAUGAUAAAGUAGAAGAAACACUUGAAAAAAUUCAUCAUUUACUUCAUAAACAUUAUGAAGAAUAUGAAAAUAAAGAAAAUCGUUUAAAUAUCCCAAUUGAUGAAUCAAGUACACAUACUAUUGAUAUCGAUAAAAUGAAAGAAUCAUCUAAGAAGAUUCAACAAUUCCAUGAAAAAUUAUCUCAAUUAAUACCAGUCUAUAUGAACUUGAAACUACAAUCUUAUCAAUCAUUGAAUAAUGAAAAUACUGAACAAGAUACUACUACCACCACCACUACUAAUACUACCGCUACUACUCAAUCUUUUGAAAACAUCCAUCAAGCUGUGAAUAAUUUAAAAAGAUUAUUAUUAGCUAAUGAAAAAUUAGAAAAUGGUUUACAACGUAUAUCACAAUAUACAUCUUUAUUGCCGGAUUUAUCAGAAAACUUGACUAUUCCAAUCUUAGGUGAAAUUCUGUCAUCGAACCAGUGUCCGUCAUCAACAUCAUCAUCAUUAACAUCAGCACCAAAAACAACAACAACAACCACAUCAUUCUCGUUAACAUCAUCAUCAUCAUCAUCAUAUCCUGAUGAUCAAUUGUUGUAAUCAUUUCAUCCUUGUUUGUAAAUGAAAUUCUUAACGAGAUCUCGGCAUUUAUUAAUUUGGUUAUAUCAUUUUUCAUUUAAAUUAGUAACUAAGUGAUUAUUUUGUUUAUUUGAAGAAAACUUCUAAUUUCUAUAUUCUUACCCCCCCCUAUGUCUGUGAAUUUGUUGUACAUUUGAUAAUGUUUAUUGAAAUAAGGCAUGAAAUGAUAGUGUGUAUGUGAAAGAAAAACAAUAUAAGUAACUUCGGUUAUCACAAAAUAAUACAUGUAUUAUGAUAUAAAUUAUCUUUGAAUGAUCAAUACUCUACUGUAUUGUGAAUUGAUUGAAAUUAGACAGAAACACUAUUGGAUGUCAAUUUAAUGGUUUAGAGGUUAAGCGUUCGCAUGCGAGACUGAUAUGUUGUGGAUUCGAAUCUCGCCAGGUGGGAUUGUGGAUACGCAUUGUUGAGGAAUCCCUUACUGGGAUGAAACGGUCGUCCAAUGCUUCGAGAUUUUCUAUGAUGGUCUAGCAUCUAUUGACUCAUGAAUUCAAUUAUUAAAUUACUACUGUAUCAAUCAAUACAUAAAGUUAUUGACUGUUAGUUUGUACUAUCAGAAGUUUAUAAAAUUCAUUGUUGAGCUCCUUAAAUUAGCCGUUAUCUUUCGUUAGAAACAUUGAAUGUUAUGACACAAAACUCGUUUGGAUUUAAUAUCUUUUCUUUCAAUCUUCCAGUUAAAUUUUUCGUUCAUUAAUCUUAUUAGUUCCUUUUUUGAACCAUGUUUCUUAUGGUUUCGAUUUGAUGUCAAUAUCGAUCUGAUCCAUUUAGCAUGCACAUACGCCAAGAGAGACUAAUUAAUUUCAGUCCUUAUAAACGGGAAGAUUCAAACACUUACAAAUCGAAUAAGAUUCUUUCUUGUUGCACAAGUCAGUCACUGCAUGGAUUCACUAGCUAAGUGGAUAACUUAUUAAUCAUGUGAAAAUGGAAGGCAUUGAGUUCGAGACCCUGAGUAUCAGCAUUAGGGUACAUAUACAUCCCAUUGACAAAUCCUAAAUAGGACGAAACCGUCGUCUUAUAUUCCAUCGUUAAUUACUACGUAAUUUUGCUGAAAUAUGUAUUUCUUAUGUUUAAAUUUCUGGUUUUAAAAUUAAUUCCUGUUUCUUGCUUCUCAUUUUGCUAACUUCCGUGUUUUCUGUGCCGAUUUGAAGUGUACCAAUUUCAACCAAUACACAUUCAUUUGAGAUCUUACGUUGACUGUGACUUAUUGAAUAUAAAAAAAAACUCUUCAAUAAUCACAGUAUUGAAACCAAUCACUUUCAAUAUCACAUGGAAUGUAAUAAUAAGCAUUCGACCAAAGCACUCGAUGAUUGAAAUUACAGUCUUAUGAUAAUUUGGUUUUCGUUAAUUCAGUUUUAUAUAAGGGGCUGUUAUUUUCUAGUAUGUAAAAACACGGUAUUACUUCCAUCAUAGACGGUUUGUUUCAAUUAUAAUCAUUGUAUUCCAAUAGACCUUUACUUGUUAUUUGCAUUCGCUUUAAAAAUAUCUCAAUAUUUGUGGUAUACACAGACACUGUAGUAGUAGUAGUAGUAGU